Chondrus crispus (carragheen) is the source of this 2151-nucleotide messenger RNA. RefSeq lists its product as hypothetical. The coding region runs from base 1 to 915 and encodes 304 amino acids. The transcript has 2 exons. The record is from RefSeq and is a predicted model, not a curated record. NCBI's taxonomy places the organism in Eukaryota, Rhodophyta, Florideophyceae, Gigartinales, Gigartinaceae.
AUGAGCCUCACCAUUGCAUUCUUGAUAUCUCUUCUCCCUCUGUUUCGUGCCACUUUCAUUCCGCACCCACCGCAAGUGCAGGUGGAAGGCGUAGCCCAUGCUGCAGGAACCAACUUUCUGUUCGCUGACCUUCGAACUGGUGAUAUCUACCUCGCCGACGUAUCCACACGUCUCGUAACACGGGCCGUGCGAGCCCCGCCAAAUCGCACCUCUGUCGGAAUCCACAGUCGAAAGGGUCGAAUCUUUGCCGCAGGAGGAGGCGCUCCGUUCUUCCCUGUUGCUAACCUGUACGUUUACGACACGGCUACUGGAAACGAAAUCGCUGCAUGCCCAGUAAGGGAUGAAAAUGCGCUGGUCAACGAUGUUAUUGCGGAUCGUGACUACGCCUACUACACAGACUCUUUGCUCGGAAGAAUCUACAAGCUCUCUCUCGCCAAAUUGCCCGAAUGUGAUAUCGACACCAUUCACCUACCGCAACCGCUGUUCAAAUCGGACUUGGCAAGCGCGAACGGGCUCGUCAAAUACAAGGGCGGAAUUAUCCUUGUUCAUUUAGAUCUAGGCACCAUCUUCUUCGUCGAUCUCUUGAACCGAAACAGAGUGCAACAAAUCCUCCCGCCAGGUUCUAUGCUUGGCGCAGAUGGCCUGGACAUUGAUAGGAAGAAAGGGGGCUCCUUGCUGUUCGUCGCGCAGAAUAGAGAAAAUCUGAUAUCCCAAUGGAGACUUGGCAUGGGCGAUGAUCGUAAAGUCUCCGCCGUGUUUCUACGAAAGUACUCGUCGCCCCAGUUUGGCUUUCCGACGACUGUGGCAGUCACAGGAGACUACAUCGUCGCCCCGACUAGCAGGUUUGAUACGGUGGAAUUCGCCGAGCCGAUACCCGACAACGUGACGCUUGGCCUGGUCGUCUUCCGACGAUAGACCUUCUGAUGUAAUGCGUUUCUACAUGGAACAGAAGAACGCCCUCGAUCCGAUGUAGGGUGUCUGCUUCGCGUCCUGCGCGAAGCAGACUCAACUGGCGUUUGAUUUAUCUCCCUCUUGCGACGUUUCUAGUCUUAAUAUACCUCGGCGACCUUGUCGUAGACCAGCUGAUUCAGGCAAUCUUGAACUAGUAGUGCACAGAAAGGACACUCUUCAAAUAAUGUAUGUAGCUUGCUCCUGUGAAACGAUCUGCAGCGCAGAUUGUUGAGUACCCACAUUACACAAGGAAGGAAAGCGAGAAAACAAAGACGACGCCCUAGUGCAAAUUCCUCUCAUAUACAAUGCUCUAGCGGUCUUCAAGCUUUGUGCCUCACUUUUCCUUUUUCGUGAAGUUCUCUUGCACGUUCACACUCGCCCUUGUGAUGCGGAGAUUACCUGUGAAAUCGACCGAGAACUAUCGCGCGGGAAGGGUCGCUCGUUCUUUUCACCUUCACAUAUGCCCUUUGUCAACGCCUAUGGCGUCCCGCAGUGACGACCCAGGAAUCCCAAAAUCGUUCUCAAGACUAUUGCACAGGCGAGAGAUGUUCAGCCUCCGUCGAUGCCCACGGCCAUCUUCAGGUUCCAUUCUCAGAAUUGUACGUUUGUGGCAUCCGCAAACGUGUCCGUCUGCGAUCCUUGUGAUCUUGAUAAGAGCAGAUUUAGACCCCCACCUGUGGGAUGCCUACCGCAAUGAUCGUGAGUUCUCGCGCCGAUUGGUGUCUUCGUUGAGUAAUCGUCCGCUUAUACUCGUGUCCCAGACGCGAUCUCGCGUUCAGUGCUCGAGAGCGGGGAAGACGGCUCCGUCUGCCCGAAGGCAUCCACCUCUGCAAGCCACGACUGUCUCCUUUCCUGGCGACUCUGCUUCCAGCGACUGUUCGCACGCGUAAACGCCCUGCUUGUCUCGCGGGUAUAUUUGGCCUUUGGUGCCAUGGGUGAAUGUGUCGUGUGAAAAUGUGCCUUAUCGCCAUCACUCAAUUGCGGCCCCUCAAGUUCUUUCUUAAUACUAUGCUCGAGUUCGUCUCGCGCCUUCCGUUCGUCUUGUAUGGUAGGUGCCUCAUCCAGUUUUGUAGAAAGCUGGCGUGUCCUCCUUCUGCGCCUGUGAAAUCGCAGCACCUCAUGGGGACCGAGAGCCCUCACCUCGGGACGUAGUAAAUCAUUGGUCAUUUUCCGCGACUGCCAAAACCCGACCAGCUUUGA